Messenger RNA from Vidua chalybeata, 3279 nucleotides. RefSeq lists its product as uncharacterized. The coding region runs from base 385 to 2355 and encodes 656 amino acids. Lineage: Eukaryota; Metazoa; Chordata; Aves; Passeriformes; Viduidae. The record is from RefSeq and is a predicted model, not a curated record. The transcript has a single exon.
GCUCUGAGUCUCCAGGAUUGCUUUUUUCUUAAAUCAAGUACCCCCCCACCCAUCUUCCUUCCUGCUCUACCCCCUGUCAGCCUUCUAAAUCUUUGGUAGCUCCUUUGAAGAUAACCUAAGCAGGUUUCCAGUCUCAGAAUAAUGUAAUGGGUUUUUUUUCUCUUUAAUCAGGGUAGCAAAUCAGAAAAAGAAUAAUCUUUUUCAAAAGAGGAAUGAGAUUUUUUUUCUUCCAGGAAGAAAAAUUCUUCACAGACCUCUGAAGUCUGUGAUUCUUCCAAGAUUUUCUUUUAUGCCAGUCUUUCUUCCUAACUCUCAGUAAUGGCAUUAAGAAAUCAGAGGAUAAGGGAAAAAUAAGAUACUUCCUAUCAUAACUCAGUUUAAUCCAUGUGCUGUCAUGCUCAGAGUUUACCAGAAGAGAAUCAACUCCAGCAACCUGUGAAGUCAGCUGAAGUCUUUCAACAUUUGGGAUGUAAUGAAGAUCUUGAAUUGAGAGAAGAAAAGAAACCUAAUGAAAGCAUGAUGGGUGUGGAAUAUUUGCAAAACCAGAACUCUUUCAGUAAACCUGAAUACACAGAAAAUAAACUGGAAAUGAACAGAAGAAAAUUAAAUGCAGACAAAUAUGAUAAAAUCAAAACUGAUAGAACAUUUAAGCAACUUCUAAAUUUCAGUGGUCAAGAAAGCCGCAUUAGGAGCAAUAGAGACAGUAAGCUACAUACUGAGCAGGAGACUUUAAUGGGUUUUGGUAAUCAAAAUAAAGAAGAAAAAAAUGGCAGAAAAGAUUGUUUUGUUUCAACUGAAAUCUGUCUGAGUGUGAACAAUGGUCCUGACGAAAUGUUAAAUGAGCAAAUUGCUAAUGGAGAAAGACAGAAAACAGAGUGGAAAUCAAAGAAGUUGCCUGAAGUGGAGAUGAUACACAAAACCACAGGGGAAAAAAAAUCAAGAAAGGCAGGGAGUGAUAUUUCAACAAAGGAAGAACGUGAGAUGCAAUCAGAAACUGAUUUUGAGCUAACAAUGAAGAAAGCUCAAGUAACUUCAGAAACUGCAAAGCAGGCCCUGGGUAUCAGCUCUUAUAAACAGCAACAUUUUUCACAAAGAACUAAUUUUCAGUGUCAGCAUAAAGAACAUUGCUUUACAGAAAGCAAAAGCCAUUAUACUUUAAAAUCUGAAGACAGAGAGUUUCAAGUGUGUGGUGAAAAAGAUGAAUCUCUUUCAUGUACAGCAGAUGCAACAUCUUUAGAGAAAGUUGUGUCCUCUUUGAGAGAGCUGGCAGUGCACAAUGGAAGUGAGAAAACAAAGUUAAUUUUGCAAUCUAUGAGCAAUCCAGGUGUUUAUUGUAAUGUUGAAAGGAAUAUUGACAAAAUGCAGAAAGCAUCUCUGGAUAAAGAUUACUUCCUAGUAGAAAAUGAAAUCCUAGAAAAAUUAAAUUUAAAUUCAAAUAAAGCCAAGAAUAAAGAGCAAGAAAUUUUGGCUCUUUCUUCAAGAAAUAUUUCAGAGAAUCACUGUGCAGCAAAAGUCUCUGAAUCCUAUCUGUUAGAUUUUCAAGUAUCACCACUGCAGAAUGAUCAACAUUUAGGUGCAGAAUUGUUAGGAAAUGCUGGUGAUUUAAAUGAAAAUUUAGGUAUCUCAGGAAUUUUUUCUGGAGGAGAGGAUUAUUUUCCAUUAUCAGAACAUGAACUAGCAAAAAAGCUUUUAAGUCACUAUGAGAAAGUAAGUGUGAAGAAAAUACCACAGGGUAACACUUAUGGUUUGGACAGCAUAAAUAGAAGCGGGAAGAAGCAGAGUGGAGAAGACAGGCUAGAACAGGAUCAGAAAUGCAAAGAUUUAUUGCCAGUUUCAGAAGUAGACAGUAGAGAUGAGGGUAGUAGCACAAAGAUCCCUGAAAAAACCACUGAACUCCAGAAAACUUUUGGUGAAAAAGUAGGCAUAAAAUCUCCAUUUGAAAAAAAAGAAAAGCAAAAACAGAGAGAGAAAGAUAAUGAAGAGAAAAGGAGCACAACUGUUGUUAAGGUACCAGAGUUUUUAUGCAAUGCAAAUGAAAGAGUUAAUCUAAGAAUUAUUCUAAAUCAAUGCAAAUCAACAUUUGAAUCACAAAAUAUGUCAAGGUCAAGUGAUUUAAGAUUGAUUGAGCAUAAUUUAAACAAUGAAUAUUCUAAUCAUGUAUCAAUUACUGUACAUUUUGAGAUGCUUAAGAUUUUUAAGUUCUUAGAAAUUAAUCUUUAUGUUUAUUUUAUGUUAAUAUUUGCCAUCCUUUUCUCCACCCAACUGAUGCUCAGCAUGUUGACUAGAAAAAUGAAAUCUAAGAUGAUGCAGUUUCUUACUGUAUCUAUAUUUUUAGGUCUUCUUUUUCAAGCAUAAUACAUUAGAUUUUGUGUUUAUGUGUGUAUAAAAGAUCUGAUAACAAAUCAAUUUACAUACUUCGUUUCUAUUGGAGGCUGUUCAAAAUUAUAAUAUAGGGAAAUAUGGAGAGGAACUGAAGAAGCUGCCUUUGCAUUAGCCUUUUAAGAAAGAUCUCAGAUACUAUAUGAAAAAUCAAGUAAAUCUGGUAAAUUUUAAGUAGCCCAACGGUUUGUUUGAAAAUGUUGCUAUUGUUACCCUUCAUGCCCUGUUUGUACGAUCAUAGGAAUAUAGGUGCGUUCUUAUUUCAUGUUAGCUCACAUUUGCUAACUUAGCACCACAACAGUGCUGAUGAAGACAAGGUAUGUAUAGUUUCAACCAUAUUAUUACUGAUGAUUAUACUUCUUGCUUUAAAGACUUGCUCUGGAUCUGCCAAUAUAUGGAGGCUACCAGCCAACUGGUUUUCAUUAGGAUUUUCCUAAUUACCAUGUUUACACUUCUGUGUCUACAGUGCAGAGCAGCUGUGCUCUUUAAGUCCCCCAGCUGGGUCACUGGGGGCACUGGGACUGGGGAGCACACUAUGCAGCACAGAUGUAUGGGGGUUUGGAUACUGCUCUUUCUGGAGCUGCUGCAACUUGGCUCUAAGAUACUGUUUCUUUUCUUGGAGGGCAUUUCCAAACUUUUCUUGUGUCAUUUGUGUUUGCAAGCUUAAAUCUUUGUUCCAGCUCCUGCUGAACUGAUUGAGAAAUGGUAGGCCACUUUCUCCUUGGGAAUUCUUGCGCACUGUGUUCAGGUUAUUGUUUGCUCUACCUGUUUGUUGGAAGAGAAAGCCAAAGUGAGCUGUUUGGUGUUGCUUUCUGCUAAGAGGCAUCUAACUGAAGUGAGAAGCUUCAGGAUUUCUUCGCUUUGUGGAUGUCUUUGUCAAGGGUUUCAUAGUUGGCUAAU